GUUGCUGGUAAUCUGUGUUUGCUGUUCUUCCUGUUGCUCGAUGGGCACCUCAAUCUAUUCUCUGCAAGCUCCUCAACUCUUAGCCAGGGAAGUAUAUGGAAGUACAGGUACUCAUCUCUAAUCUUUGUCUCCUUGCCCGGCCAUGGCUCCAAACUGCGGUCGAGGCCGGCGAUCGAGCUGAUCAUUAUACGGGGGCAUCAAUGCAUAUAAAUAUAGGUCCACUCCAGUACAAGCACAUAUCUACAGUUUCACUGUCCUUCAUCAGAACUCUACUGGCCUCCUCAUCGCUGCUCAACUUCUCGCUCUUCUCAAUGGUGCAACUUUGCAACAAAUUCUCAUUGUCCAGACCCAGAUUAGAUUUGGCCCAAGGAAGCAGGAGUUGGUGUUCUGUUGAGCUACAAGGGCUUGAUGGCAUCAUAAGCGGUGCGACAAUUCCUUUGUAUAAAGCCUCACGAACGUGUUUGUGAAUUUCAGCAACAGACUCUAUAUCGAUGAUUUGCUUCCCAUCAUAGCUCAUGUCGACUUCAAGUACAGGGUUUGAAGUUAGCCCACCACCAAUGCAUAUAGUUGACACAAAACCCAUGGCGAAACAAGCUAAGGUUCUUUGAGCUAUGGCUUUCCCGAACAGUGUGGCCUUAGUCCAGUAAGUAAUGGCAAGUGCAACUGAAAAAGGUACUCCUUCCGAUAAUCCUACAAUCAACAAAGGCAGAUACGUCGCCACACUAAUGCCGCCAAAUGAUCUCAUGAAAAAUCUGCCAAUGACAUGGAUUAGCUCCUCGCUUGCAACUAUUUUACCCUUGAGCUGAUCAGCUUGGAGGCCAGGGUACUCAUUAUCCUUCAAAACCAGGGAACGGAUGAAUAGCACUAGAGUCGUCAAAAUUGUGAUCAAGUGUCCAACAUUCUGCAACCUUGUGCUCAACUUAUCCAUUUGAGCUAGUAAUUGGUCCUGGUUAGGAGCACAUCUCACUUGCCCCAUCAACUCACCUAAUGUUGUCCCCAUCCCCACACAAGUAACCAACAUGCGACCAUUACCAUUUAUCACCCUUGCACCAUAAACCAGAAAAGGAUUGUUAUCAUCCACGGUUGGAAAAUCCAUACCAUCUUCCAACAGUAAUGAUUCACCAGUGAAAACGAACAAACCAUCAGCAGGAACUAGAGAUCCCAAUUCCAAGCAUACUAUGUCACCUGGCACCACAUCCGAUGGGAAAACAUGAAGCAGGUUUCCUCCUCUACGAACCUUAACUUCCAUUUGUCUAGCAGUAAUCCUGGAACGUGGCACGAAGAAAUACUUGCGCAUUGUAGACACAACCACAAACAUGAUGAUCGCAAACGCUCCAACAGCUCCUUCAAGCCAACCGCUACUUGGGCCUUCUUGUUGGAUACCAAACACAAUUAACAGGAUCACAGACACCAGGAGAAGGAGAAAGGUCCAAUUGAAGCAAGAUCGUAGGAGAAGGUUGAAGAAGCUUGGAGUUGGAGCUUGUGUUGUUGAGACUACUGCACUGUGUUGAUCAUGAAGAUUUUGUCCGUCACCUGGGAUUCCGUUGUGCAAAUCUGUACCGAGUGCCUCUGCAAUUCCUUCGAUGCCUCCAAACUUCUGUAAGGUAGCAAAGUCCUUGUCUCUUACUAUCUUGGAUAUAUUUGCAUGCUGGAUCUUAGCCUCAUUGAUAGCAAUAUCAUCCUCAAUCUUUAGAUUCACUUGGUCAGAAACAGUAGCGCUACUAGCGAUGGCACAAUCAUCUUCCACGCUCAAACUUGAUACUUCUUCAGAAAGGUGAGGUGCACGUGCAAGGUGCGCAGUAUACGUUUUUGUAAGUUCCUGUUCCUGCUAAAAUCAAGUAGCAUUAAUAAUUUAAACAAGAAUAUGAAUAGAGAUCGAUAUAAUUAAUUAAUUACCUACACUUUGUUAAGCGUUAGAAUCAAUAUAUCUUGCAUUAGUUAUGGGCAUGAAACUAUAGGGUACCGGUACUGAUCAUGUACGUUCCUCUAUACUAGUGAUAUUAAUUGUAGGGAUUUGUAGCUAUUAGAUCCAACUGAAAACUGCGUAUAUCCUCAAAUUAAGUAAUACUACCUUGAAACACUAGUGUUUCCUAAUUACUUAAUUUAUUAGGGAGCUAAAACACAGAAGGAACUUCCCAAAUCCGAACCCUUUAGGCCGGGUUGUUACUUAGACACUCAAAUUGCGAAACUUUCAACACAAACCAACUAUCGUGAACAAUCGCUUGCACCUCAGGAUAUAACAUAUAAAAGUAAUAAUUAUGAAAUAGAAAAAAAAAUAAGAGGAAAAAAGAAAAUUGCUUUUUUAAAGAAAAUAUAAAAUCGAUUUUUAAUAGAAAAA
This is a messenger RNA of Fragaria vesca subsp. vesca, 2338 nucleotides long. RefSeq lists its product as uncharacterized. The record is from RefSeq and is a predicted model, not a curated record. The coding region runs from base 96 to 467 and encodes 123 amino acids. Lineage: Eukaryota; Viridiplantae; Streptophyta; Magnoliopsida; Rosales; Rosaceae. The transcript is spliced from 2 exons.